UAGGGGCGAAAUGACCGUAGACCGUUUUAUGGCAAUUUGAAGUGAUUCCCCUUGUAGUUGUAUGGCAGACGAUUUUUGUUUCUCUAGGAAGUUUGAUUUACUCUAUUCGUUCACAUCUGACCAGUUUACUAAAUGAUACAGCUUAUAAAAGGAAGAUAAAUUCUCUGACAGUAUUGACACCACUUCGCUGACUUACUAUCUCCUCCUUCUGCCAUCUACUCUAAUAGUUCUUGUCAUAGCUCUGUUUCUCAACUGGCUGGGACUUAAGUUCUUCCGGCACAACUAGCCCCAGCAGGAGCAUGCAGAAGAUAUGCAAGCACCUCAACACAUUGUUUUAGAAAACACCACAGGCAAAGAGGCAAUAGAUACCAAGCAACAGAAUAAUAAUGAUACAGAAGUUAUGAAGCAGUCAGGUGCUAUCCUGCCUGUUAGAUAUGGAAAUGAAGGGUUUGUCAUCUCAGAUCUAUCUUGGACCAGUUGGCUUGGCCUCACGGCUAUGGUAGCAGCAUAUGGCUCCUAUGGUGUUUUGAUCAACCUCAGCAAAGAGAACGGCAUAAUCCCUUUCAGCUCUACCUCCCUGGUUCUUAUGAUAGAGGGUCUAAAGCUGACUGUUUCCUUGUCAAUAUAUGUGUCAUCAAAAAAGAAAGACACAAAAUGGAUGUGGCCAAGUUUCCAAAAGGCCCUUCCAUUUUCUGUACCAGGAAUUCUCUACAGUAUCAAUAACAACUUAUCAGUUCUCAUGCAAGCACAUAUGGAUCCCGCUACUUAUCAGGUACUAGGAAAUUUAAAGAUUGUGACUACAGCAGUGCUGUACAGGAUUCUGCUCCAGAGGCAGCUGAAGAUAAAACAGUGGGUGUCAGUUGGGCUUCUUACUGUAGCUGGUGUCUGUGACAGUUGGUUCAGUCUCAGUGACAACACAGUCAAGAAAUCCUCGGAGCUUCACCUGCAUGUGACGCUGACAGGACUUGUACUCAUGCUGAUCUACUGCUUUAUUUCUGCCUUUGCUGGAGUCUACACUGAGUACAUUCUCAAGAAAGACCUUAACACUUCCUUGCAUUUGCAAAACAUUAUGCUGUACAUUGUUACAGUUGCCAUCAAUCUCUUCACAUGGCUGACAAGCAAAAUUGUAGCUUAUUAUUCCGAUGCUGACAAUGCACAUUUUCAUCUCCUGGAAGGAUUUUCUAUUUACACUUGGCUGAUCAUAUUGACUCAGGUCUUCAAUGGUUUGGCAAUGUCUGCAGUUAUGAAACAUGGUAAUAACCUGGUGCGCCUUUUUGUUAUUUCCUGUGCUAUGCUUUUUAGUACCGCUCUCUCUGUCUUGGUUUUGGGCCUUACUCUUCACGGUUUUUUCUUCAUAACCCUGGUUCUAGUCAUUUUUGCUAUUUAUAUAUACUACAACUAAAAAGAUUUUUUGUGUGUAUCAUUUAGUUGCUUCCAAUAACUUUUGUUACAAUAAACAUCUGUCAGAAAAACAGUCAAAGAAUCUGGUGCAUGAUGCCUUCUGUAUAGAAGAAAAUAUUGUCAUUGGUGAUGAGAAAUAUACAUUUUCUUGAUCUGGAGAGACAAAGUACGACUGAAGAAUCAAUAGCCUGUUGUUUUUUAUAUUUGAAAUGAGGCUUCCCAGGUAUGCAUUACACAGAAUGUGAGACUGAAUACACUGAUGGCAUUUACAGGCCUGUUGUUAUUUGGUUGUGCAUAAGUUUUUUUUGUCAUAUUUGUAACAUCAUUCUGAACAGCAUCCAUGGUAAAAAGAUCUGAUAUCUCUUUCUCUCCUUGACUGAUGUCCUUGCAGUUUACUGCUGUUGGUGGAUUUUUUGCCCACUUUGAUAAUUAAAGCAAGCAGUACUCGAUAUUUAUCAUUGUCAAAAAAUAUACAUGGACCUAAUGAAUCUCAAUGGUAAGCUGAAAUCCAGUCCUAGAAAAUGGUUCCAACAUUAACUUGGAAUACCUUUCAUGUUGAGAUCCAGCCAUGUUUUUCUUCCGAUUGCCAACUCAUAUUCUAAUCUUGAGCAGUUGAAAUAUUUACCAAGAUGAUAUCACACCGUUAAGACAUUGUUACUCUUGGCUUAUCUGGGGUUUUUUUGUUUAAUGAAUGGUGCUUUUUAAUAAACAGUGAUAUAGUAGAUCUAGUCCAUAUCCAUGGCUGAAAAAGAGGUAAUAUUGGCCACUGUCAUGUGGAGAAAUGUUUAUUACCAGUGAUUAAUCCUUUAAUACUCAUGUGAUGUAUAUGUACAAAAUGUUAUGAAUUUUCCAAGUGUUGGCCUGUUUUAUUUCAACAUAUUAGUUCUGAACUUUACUCUUUGUCGGUUUAUCAUAUCCUGUCAUUUAAUUUUUCUGAAUGUGGCUUAGCAUUUUGUAAGAAUGUUUGAAAGCGUGAAGUGUUUUUUAAAAUGAGCUGCUUGUCAAAUGACGAUGAAGAUGAUAAGUUUUUGUCCCCAAUCUGUGACUUUUCAGCUUUUAUAUUAAGAAUUAGUCUUUUACACCAAGCAAGCAACCUGCUGAAAAUACUGAAGGUCAAUUUCACUGCUUGUAGUAGAUUAGGGAAAAAUAUUGGUAAUUAACAGGAAGUCACUGUCAUAGCUGAAGAUCAGUUUUAGUUUUGUUUCAUCAAACAGCAUAUUGUGAAAGGAGUUGUAUUCAUCAGUAGACCAAAACUCUAAACUUAUAUGAAGUUCUUUGAGAGCUUUAUUAUGCUGCAAUAUUGGUAAUUUUAGCUGCAGAUUUCAUACUUUUAUUUCCUUUAGCAGCAAUGGUAGUAAAGCAUUGUGAGUGAAUUUGCUCAUAAAAUUGGACCAGUCCAGAGGAGAUGGUUGGUACUUGGAAGAUAUACAAUCUUUUGUUUGAAUGAAAACUUGAAGAAAAAAAUUGCUUUAUAUUAAAAUAUAUUUUUGGCUUAAGAAUAUGGUGAUAGGUAGGGGCAGACUGGAGCUUUAAAGCGGCCCGGGCAUUAUUUACAGAGCGGCCCUUCUCACUAAAAUAGGCCUAUAAUAUUCUAUAGAUCAAAAUAGGCCCACCGGGCAUUGCCCAAAUGCCCAACUGGCCAGUCCGCCACUGGUGAUAGGUGAACUGAAGAAUAUGGUAUUAUAUUAGAUCAUUACAAAAAUUUGUUUUCCUGCUUUCAUUCAGUGAUGCAUCUUCAGAGCGGCCAUUGCAUUUUUCAUUUAAAAACAAUACAGAAUACUUAAGAAUGCUUUGCUUUAUUGAAAUACAGUAAAACUAGCUUAAAAUGUUUAUUUAAUUGUUAAGAUCAUAUUGUACUUAUUGUAAGGUUUUUGAAAACCUUAAAAAUGCUUUAAUUAUAGUUUUUAGCAGGCCAGUCUUCCAUUCUUAACUGUCAGCCAAAAUGCAGGUCGUAAGGGCCUGAGGUACUUAAUUGACAGGCCAGUCAUGUUUGACAAGUCGUGCUUGACAAGUCUUUUUUUUUUUUUUCUUCGCUGUCUUAGUUCUAAGUGACAUUUUGCAACAGAAACAUUACCUUAUCUUUAGCGACAUUGUUAUCUGUAUGUGAACAGAUUGUCUAUGAAUGUAUUGUACUUUUAACAAAUACAACGCAUUUGAUAUUCUAGUUAAACUGUCUCCUGGUCCAUAUUUGAACUGUAACUUAGCUGUAAUAUAAUUAUUUGACUGUGUUUUUAAUUUUAUAAUUUAUUUCUAUGACCAUGAAAAAUGUAUAUGAUUAUAACAAGAAAUACUAGAUAGAACUAGAACUGAGUUCGUAUAAUUUGCAUGAAGCAGGUGUCAAAAUGUUUUCUUACAUACUAGGUUUUUUUAGAACAUAAAAACUAGGGGUGGAGGUUAAUGUUUUGACAACAAUUUUUUUUUUUUUUGUUUGUUUGUGUGUUUGUUUGUUUGUUUGUAAUGUCACAUACACAUUGUUUCAGAAAAUUUUGUUGAAAGCACUGUACAUCAAAAACUAAGAACUGCCAAAAUCAAAAGCUACUCCCAAAGAUAGCACAUGCUGUACAAUGCACAUCAUAAGACAAACAGUUUGUGAAAUGUUAAAAAUUUCUGUUGUGCUUUUCAAAUGGAAAGGUCCUUGUGCAUUUGGACAUGCUGACAAGGCCUGCCACUCAUCCUUGUCUUAGGCGAUGGUGAGCAGGUCCUGCACAAGAUGACCAGUCCACUAUUUCAUGUCUUAUAUAUUGCAAAUGUCUCUACAGCAUAGUUUAGUUUAUUCCUUGUUGCUCCCUUGAGGAGCAUAGGGCCACAACAUUGUGGUACUGUUGCGGUUUCUGUAACACCUUUUUUUCCUUUUCUUUUUUUUUCUUUCUUUUUUUUUUUUCUUUUAAUAUAUAUAUAUGAGUGGGUUGUUAGCCCAAAGCAAAACCCCCGACCUGGAUGGCCAGGGUGCAACAUUUUAGUCUGGCUUCUCCCCUGACAGACCUCUGCAGCAUAUAUAAGCCAAUUCUUCCUCUGGCCACCGCUACUUCAACCACACUCCAGGGUAUCUUGAAGGACAGUCUUUGACAGAAUGUUAUGCUGGUCCACAUGGCCAAACCAAGUACACUGUGUGUUGCAAGUAGGGGUUCCUGGUAUCAUGUAACUAGUAAUUCAUGCUUUGUACAAAGUCAUUGGUUUUGUGUACUCUGUACAAGAUGUGGAGAAGCCUUCUCAGGCACUUGUUCUUAAAUGCCUGAUUCUCCUCUCCAUAUUGGCAAUGUCCAUGUUUCAUAUCCAUAAAGCAGGACUGGUACUAGAGGGAACUUGUACAUAUUGUACUUCAUAGUAAAACCGAUGUUAUGCACCAGACCCUCUUCAGUCUAUCCAUUGCUUCUGAUGCUGUCAUGGUCCUGAUGCAGAUAUCUGUCAUGUAGCUGUCAUUCUGGGAGAGUGUGGCUCCCAAGUACUUGAAUUGUUGACCUCUUCCAGCUACACUCCGUUCAUGUAGCUAUCUGCUUUGCCAGUGGCCCAGUGUUGGUCUUCAUUCCACAUGCAUUCGAACAGGCUGUCAGUAAGGUUUUGCGGUUCUCUGUUAGUGCCUGAUAUCAUAUCUCUGUUGUCUGCAUAGUUGCAAAUUGGCCUUCCCCCAGGGGAAAUGGAAAUGUGAUGAUCAUGGAGGAUUUCAUGCAUGGUGAGAGAAAACUCCAAUUUGGGUAUAUGCUCAUUGAGUUUUUGUACACUGCUUAGAUGAGACCCUUGUUGAUAUUGAAUUUUUGCCUCACGUCAUAGCCCUUAUGGCAGACUCUGUCAAAGUACUUUUUAAAGUCAGUGAAGUUGUGAUACAGGUCCUGUUGAUGCUGAAGAUGCUUCUUUAUCAGGAUGUGACAUUGAAGAUCUGCUCAACUGUGCUCCUACCUGUUCUUAACCCAACUGUUCUUGUGCUAAUAAUUCCUAAGUGGUGGUGCUUAUGCAAAUUCUGUAUUAAGCUUAUUGCUCUGUAGUUCUGGUACUGUUUGCUGUUUCCUUUUUUAUUUGUAAAGAUCUGUAAAAAAUUUUAUUCUAGUCCUUUUUUAUUUGUAAGAUCUGUAAAAUUUUUUAUUCUAGUCUGGUUAUAUUCAGUCUUUCAGUUGAAUACAGCAGUACUUUCUGUGAAAAGACAGCCAUUGCUGUCAUCAUUGACUGAAAUCGUGUUGAUCUGUUAAUAGAGUCCAUAGUAGCAGUUAGGCCUUUUUUUGCUUUAGCAUCAUGCUAUCAUCUCUUCUAUGGGGCAGUAUUGGGCCUCAAUCCAGGUUUCCCUAGUUCCCUUCAUCCUUUUCCUGGUGGCACAAAUGCCUUUUCAUAUUUGGAAGCUGCCUCAGGUUUGAUUUAUCUCUCUUCAAGACCCUCCUUUGGUCGCAGAUAUCUAGAAAGUUAUUCAUGACCCAACGUUGUUUCUUCUUUAACGCCCUGGCACUUCCUGGGCUGUUGACAGUACCACUUUUUUUUGUGUGUUUCCAGAUAAGGUGUCUACAUCACAGUCCUGAAGUUCAGUGCCAUGAAUUUAUCUCCAACAUUGGUACUGAAAAUUUUCACAAUGUUUAGGGACUUGCAACUAUUGUUAUUGUUAUUGUGACUACAUGGUUAAGAUGACAGACUAGAAAUCCAAUGGGAUCUUCCACACAGGCUCAAAUCCUGUCAAUGCACAGAGCCUUCAGUUUAGUAUUUUUUAUAUAUUAAAAAAAAAGUAGUUUCUUUGCUUUUGUCAAGUGCCUAGGUUUGUGUUUUUUAAUUUAGUAUUAAUCAAGCAGACUUUUUUUUUCUAUGGUAAACAUAUAGCUUUAAUGCUUGUGUUCAACAAUUCAAAAAUAAAAGAACACCAGAUUUGAUGUCCAAAUUUUCAUAAGAUUUGUUCAUUCCACUUAUAUUCUCCACACCUUUACAUUUUUCUGCAGACAAUUUCAUGAUCUGCUUAGCUAGUUCCUGAUCAUUUUAUGAUUGUGUCAUCUGCUGUCGCUCCUAACAUCUGCUACAAUACAACUUUAUUAAUCCACAAGGGCAAUUGGUGUGACUUUACUUUUUGUAAGAAGUAUUUCCAUUUAAUUGCUGCCACAGCUUCAUCAUUUUCCCCAAGCUUCCAGCAGUCUUUAUUUUCUGCUGAGAUUCCCCCAGACGUCAGCAGCCAUCAGCAUCAUGACAAAACUUACAUAGCUUUUGUUUCUUAUUGAGUUAUAUUUAGGAUUUCACAUAUUCGGUAAUAGAUUUCUUGACAUAGUUAAAUCAUUUUGCAUGCACACAUAUGUGUGUAUGCUUUAUAAAUAAAGCAGAGUUUGGUUUUGGCAGUGUUUUUGUGAAUGCAGUUUGUCAAAUAUUAUCAAAUUUUGCAGGAGCGCUCCGUUUUUCUACCAGAAACUCAGAAAGCUGUAGACUCUGUUUCCAUAUUCAUCCAUAGCUUCUUUAAUUUUUAUGUUACUCGUUGUAAGAUGUGCUUGGUGGCUCCAUAUGAAAAGCAACAAAGAGCCAAUUUUGUCAGAGAUUCUGACAUCAUCAGUAUCCACAUAAUUUCAUAGGGUACUCGUGGGAAGGUCUGCAAGAUGAAUUUCCAGACUUGAGUACUCCUUUUAUUUAGAAGUGUCAGUGGCAUAUGGCUUAAGUGAUCUUAAGGGAGUAGAAAUGAGCUGUCAACUCAGUUUCUGAAGAAAUAUCCAGAAUCACUGAGCUUUUGGGGCUCCAAGGUAAAGCCACUUUGAACCAGCCUCAGUGCUUGAUCACACAGACAGCAUUCUUGGAAUAAAUGUUCCAUUAUUUUACUAUGCUUAUGCCAUCUUUGUCAGUGAAUUAAAUUAGUUGACACAAUAAAGUGGUGAAUAAACCUGGAAAUAAAAUUAGUUGGAAGAAUUCGUGAGAGAAAUCAAUCCCAGGACAAACAAUUUGUGGUGUAACUUGCCUUGGAGUUUGCGGGGAAAGUAAAUAUUGUGAUGUUUGAUUUGUGUAUUGUCUGUAAAAGUGAUGCCUAAUGUGAUAAAUUUUGGAGACAUAUUGUUUGUCUUUCACCUUUAUUGUCAAACUCAAUAAAUGUAACACCAAAUAAACACUUUUUUUUUAACUUCAUCAUUUGGUCACCACUUCCAAGGCAAAUAUUAAGAGACAACAUAAUAUUCUGAAUGAAUUGAAAUCAAUCAACUACCCUGCUGAUAGUGACAUAUAAAUUCAGCUUUUUUGUUGAGAUAAAUAUUUGUAUUGAAUGGACAUAUUUAUCAACCAAAGAUUAUUUUACUUCCAAGGGAUUCACUUCAAUUCUUGUUGAUUCUAAAUUGUAUUUUCUGCUAAGUAUUUUCAUAUUUCCUUUAUAGCAUGUAUGCUGAAAUGUUUUGAGAAACAAGAUGAUCAGACUGUACUUACAAACUGGGCUUCCAACUACAUACAUUAAUGCUUUUCUUCUUGCCUGAAAAAUGUUCAUUCUCUUUAUUAUUUGGACUUUUUGGAAACUACAAACUUUCAUAACCUUGAUUUGUCAAUGAUCAUAUUGCAGCAUGUGCUUUAAAAUGCAUCAGUUUGGUUUUUAAAUUCAGAAAGUGUUUUUGGACAGUAUCAGACUUAUGGAUAUUUUCUUAAAUCUUUCUCUUAAAUCAAAAGUUGUUGUGCUGUUUUAGAUCCCAUUGUUUUUGUAACUGAAAUCAAAAGUUAUGCACAAAGCAUACAUACCAAAGUAUUAACAGUAGUAGUGAUAUUGGCCAUUCUGAUAAAUUGGUACUGCAGUGCUAGCAUGUUUCUGGUGUCAGAUGUUAUUUAUGCAGCAUUAAAACCUCACUCAUUUCUUCCAUUAUAGUUGCAGAGGUCGUGCAGUCUGAUGUCAUUUCUUGACUCGACAAAUAGUCUUCCAUAUGACUGAAUUCACCAGAAACUUUCCAGCUAGUUUGAAUGAUAAGUUGGCUUCUAGUCAGCCUUAAGCUUUGCAGUCUGGUCCCCUAUUCUUUGUACUCAUCGUUUCAACUUUUAAUGUAUCACGUGCAACUUUAUGAUUUUUAAGUUUUCUUUUUUGUGUCACGGGAAGUUCUCUGCAGUUUCUUAUAUUCAUUAUGCUCAAAUAAAAAAAUAUAUAUCUUCCAACAGUGUCAUAUACAUACUUUGGAUUUUAUAAAGUGUUAGUUUAUUUACUCACUCAGAUACAGUUCAUAAUCAAAA
Pomacea canaliculata is the source of this 8541-nucleotide messenger RNA. RefSeq names its product probable UDP-sugar transporter protein SLC35A4. The transcript is spliced from 12 exons. Gene Ontology annotation, molecular function: pyrimidine nucleotide-sugar transmembrane transporter activity. Gene Ontology annotation, biological process: pyrimidine nucleotide-sugar transmembrane transport. The record is from RefSeq and is a predicted model, not a curated record. Lineage: Eukaryota; Metazoa; Mollusca; Gastropoda; Architaenioglossa; Ampullariidae. Gene Ontology annotation, cellular component: Golgi membrane. The coding region runs from base 311 to 1402 and encodes 363 amino acids.